UCGGGAAGUGGGGAGGAUCCGGUUUGGUUAAAUCGAGUUUACAUUUGAUUCCGAGAAUAGGCCGGGCGGACAUGGCGGUGUGUGGGGUUCAUGUGGAUUCGGACGCGUUCCUCGUCUGUUUAAAUCACGCUUUGUCCACGGAGAAAGAGGAAGUGAUGGGACUCUGUAUUGGAGAGGUUGACACAAGCAGAAUUGUUCAUAUUCAUUCUGUCAUUAUUCUUCGCCGCUCGGACAAGCGCAAGGAUCGGGUGGAAAUUUCUCCAGAGCAACUUUCUGCAGCCUCUACUGAAGCUGAGAGGUUAGCUGAAAUGACUGGUCGCCCAAUGAGAGUGGUGGGAUGGUAUCAUUCCCACCCUCAUAUCACCGUAUGGCCUUCACAUGUGGAUGUCCGUACUCAGGCCAUGUACCAGAUGAUGGACCAGGGCUUCGUGGGGCUGAUCUUCUCCUGUUUCAUUGAGGACAAGAACACCAAGACUGGCCGAGUUCUCUAUACCUGUUUCCAGUCAAUUCAGGCACAGAAAGGUUCUGAAUAUGAACGCAUAGAAAUCCCUAUCCACGUGGUGCCCCAUGAAACUAUUGGUAAAGUGUGCCUGGAGUCUGCUGUGGAACUUCCAAAAAUUCUUUGUCAAGAGGAGCAGGAUGCUUACAGAAGAAUUCACAGCCUGACACACCUGGACCCUAUAACCAAGAUUCACAAUGGAUCAGUUUUCACAAAGAAUCUAUGUAGCCAGAUGUCAUCCAUUAGUGGUCCUCUGCUACAGUGGCUGGAGGAUCGCCUAGAUCAGAACAAACAGCAUAUUCUGGAACUUCAGCGGGAAAAGGAACAGCUCCUCCAGGAACUAGUGGCCUUAAAGUGAAAGGAAUUGUAGGAACUGUUGGAAGAGGGACAGGAAAUUGCCCACAAAUUAUUCUUCUGUUACUGAUGAGCAAGGAAGCUGUUGGACUGCAACCAAGAUGUGUAGCAAAGCUUUAAUGUCAUGUUUAAGACCCCAUUCCUUUUAUUGCCCUUCGUCUUACCUGCUUAUCAACCCAGUCCAAUGCCCAAACAAAUGGAAGCAGACACAUUACAGCUUUGGUUGGCUUUUGUGUCAAAGGGGGAUUGUUCCAGUCAUUACUGGACCUAGGUGUCCACAUUUCAGGGGUCCAGCACUGGAAUUGAUGGCUCUAUUUACGUGAAGUUGUUGCAUAGACAAGUUUUCUAUCAAUGUUUUAAUUAAUAAUUUUUUCAGUUGCACAAUGUGGUGGUAGAAGUUGGUUUAAUCAAUAUUAUUUCUCAAAACCAGGAAAAAAUUUGUUGACUAUGUGAUAAAUUUGUCAACAAAACAAUGGCUGCUUGUGUUUUUAUUUGUGACCUGCAUAUCGGACAGCUGUUAGCCAACAGAUGCUCUGAUUUUUCUUAUGCAUGCCAGAUGUUGGAACAUUUUAGAACUGGCGGAUAUUGGAGAACAAAUCUUUCAAUGCCACAAGACUUCAGAUAUAUCGAAAGAGGUUAGACAGUUUAUUUCUCACAGUUCUCACUGUGAAUGGAUUUAGUGAGUAAAGUGGAGAAAAUUCUGUGCAUAAACAAUUUUCUUCUCAACUCCAGAUAUAUUUCGGAUGCUUUGAGAGCUGGAGCAGAGUGUUAGCACAUCACCAAUCUGCAUUAUAUUGACUAAUUCAACAUUUUGGACCCUUUCUUUGACAUCUGAGUGGAUCAUUAACUUAGGCAAACAGCAUAUCCUGGAACUUCAACAAGAGAAGGACCAGCUUUUUCAGCAGCUCUAAAAGAAAGUAAUUACAGGAGCUAUGGGAAAAGGGACAGGGAAUUUGCACGUGGACUAUUCUUCUGUCACUGGUGAGAUGGGAAACCAUUGCCCUGCCACAAAGCUACAUAGCUUGGCUUAAUUGAAUACAUGUGACAGACCCACUUUGCAAUCUAUUAUGUUGUCUAUCUAGUGCUUAAACAACCUUGAGUGUGCCUUUUAUUUCUUAGUCUAAGGCAUAGUUUGAAUUACCACUUUCAUUUAGUUUUGUUUUUUGGUAUCCAAGCUAUAUCUGAAUACAUUUAGUUUUUAAUGUGCAUUUGGUGAACUAUUAGACUGGUACAGUAAACAAUUCAGUCUGAAAUGCACUGAGAUUCUCCAUAGGGUUUGAAUUAAUACAUUGGAUAAAUAGUUCAACCAUAUCCCACAAUGACUGGUGCUGCACUUGCCAAACUGUAGUUUCCAUGGAUAAUAAAAGUUUUGGCUUGCUUACUAUAACUGCACUAACUGCCCAUUUGUGACUUCUGGUAAACUAUAGUGACCUCUGAAAAUAAACCAAAGCAGUCUAGUAGACUUCAGCCUAGAUAUGCACUGAUGUGGGUAUGGGUUAAAUUGGAUAUUUGUAUUUAAAAUGUAAUUUGUAAUUAAAAAGUAUUAAGAAUAAAAUCUGUUUUCUACUAAUCUGAA
Molecule: messenger RNA, 2429 nt
Organism: Carcharodon carcharias (great white shark)
Lineage: Eukaryota; Metazoa; Chordata; Chondrichthyes; Lamniformes; Lamnidae
Gene: brcc3
Product: BRCA1/BRCA2-containing complex, subunit 3
Exons: 8
Coding region: 72-857 (261 amino acids)
Biological process (GO): double-strand break repair
Cellular component (GO): BRCA1-A complex; BRISC complex
Molecular function (GO): polyubiquitin modification-dependent protein binding; cysteine-type deubiquitinase activity; metallopeptidase activity
Source: RefSeq, a predicted model, not a curated record